AUGACCAAGCGCUCGACGCGUGGGAAUUCUCUCGCAGGUGCCGCAGGCUCCGCUGCUGGUUUCAGCGCCGUAUUGGCCAAGAAGCCCGCCCGACACUUGGGCUGGCAGAUCACGGCUCCCGCGACUCUCGAUAAGUGGGCAGCUGCCCAGAGGACGGCCGCAUGUAACAAUGCGCUGCCUGCGCUGCGCUGCGCGUUCCCACACGUGCCAUCGCCAUUGGCCCGCGAGUGGUCGCUGACAAAAGCAGCAAGCCGAGUCAGAGAGGGCAGAGGGCAGAGAGGGCAGAGAGCCCUUGAUAGCCGCGAGUGGGGGUCCCCUCUGACCCGUGUGUCUCGGUCGGGACGUGGUCGAGAAAUGGUCGAAAACAGGCUGCAAACCCUCCAAAUCAACGGCCGGAGGCCGAGGAUGUCGAGAUCAAAUAGAAUGGACGUCUAUAGAGUGGAGAUCGGCCCCGAUCCGGGAUGCCGCGACAUGUUCAAUGAUUCCUUGAGAGCCGCUUCGUAA
This is a messenger RNA of Neoarthrinium moseri, 504 nucleotides long. RefSeq lists its product as uncharacterized. The transcript has a single exon. The coding region runs from base 1 to 504 and encodes 167 amino acids. Lineage: Eukaryota; Fungi; Ascomycota; Sordariomycetes; Amphisphaeriales; Apiosporaceae. The record is from RefSeq and is a predicted model, not a curated record.